AUGGACUGCACGGACAGGUGCACAUAUCCUACUGGCGCCGCAUCCUUGCAGGAUCCAUACAGCAUCAUGCGAUGUAAUUGGAAUAGAACCGACACCGCCUGGGGAGUUUCCGCCAGAACAUGCUACAAUGGUUUCUACAUGGCGCUGGUACCUCAAAACGACGAAGGCAACAACUACUUCUUCGAAUGCAUCCCAUGGACAUUGUGUAGACCGGGAGAAAUACAGUCUCGCUUGCCUAGCCAAAAUCUCGACCGUUUGUGCUCAGUACAACUCAACGUCACGUUCUACUUCACCGACGACUGGCCUCAACUCAAUAAUAUCGAACUCAGCCAACUCAGCGAACACUUGUUUGGGCCCAGUCAAGUGCCGUUUAUCAUUGCGGUCAACACGUUUGACAAU
Molecule: messenger RNA, 399 nt
Organism: Sphaeroforma arctica JP610
Lineage: Eukaryota; Ichthyosporea; Ichthyophonida
Exons: 4
Source: RefSeq, a predicted model, not a curated record